Lactuca saligna is the source of this 1204-nucleotide messenger RNA. The record is from the annotation of a GenBank genome assembly. Lineage: Eukaryota; Viridiplantae; Streptophyta; Magnoliopsida; Asterales; Asteraceae.
UGACGACAUACAAACGAUAUAUCACCAGCUUACAUGUUACGCGAAGUCGAACCUUCAUCUUCGUUUCCGAUACACGAGUUUAAAAGGCCAAACUGCAGAGGGAGGUCACGGAUUCCCCCACGGCUACCGGCGGCUGAUCAUCAUUUUCCUCUUCACUCUGGUUCACCCACACCGCCGAUCUCCGCUGCUUAACCCCUCAGUUGUAACAGGGGAGGAAAAUGUCUACACCUUCAAGGAAGAGGCUAAUGAGGGACUUUAAGAGGUUGCAGCAGGAUCCCCCUGCUGGUAUCAGUGGUGCACCUGUGGAUAACAAUAUAAUGCUAUGGAAUGCUGUCAUUUUUGGACCAGAUGACACUCCAUGGGAUGGAGGUACGUUCAAGCUGACACUCCAGUUUUCAGAAGAUUAUCCCAACAAACCACCAACAGUGCGAUUCAUUUCUCGAAUGUUUCACCCCAAUAUUUAUGCAGAUGGAAGCAUAUGUUUGGACAUUCUUCAAAAUCAAUGGAGUCCAAUUUAUGAUGUUGCUGCCAUCCUUACAUCAAUUCAGUCAUUGCUAUGUGAUCCAAAUCCAAACUCACCAGCAAAUUCAGAAGCAGCAAGAAUGUUUAGUGAGAAUAAGCGCGAAUAUAACAGAAAAGUGCGUGAAAUUGUGGAGCAGAGCUGGACAGCCGACUAAAUAUAUAUGUACUCAAAUCAUUUUAAGAUCAAAUUCUCGUGGUAUGGUGGUCUGUUUCUAUGAGAUAUGUAUUUGCUUCAAAAAUCAAAACCCCACCAAAUAUUAUUAUCAAUAAUAAGACUGGUUAGUAAAAGUUAUGUUUAUUUCAAGCUUUUUAUGGCAUGGAAGUAUUUAGGGAAUUUAAGCUUUCUAGUUUCUAUUCUAUGUGUUGUUGUUUGCUUAUUGUUGGACAUAUAUUCUGUGUACAUACGAUGGUUUCUUGUACUGUAUUAUGGGUCUUAAAUUAUGCUAGUAUUUGUUACUUCUUCAUACCUACUUUACUAAAUCUUGUGUAUUAUCGAUAUAGUUUGUACUCGAUAUUGUCACUUGAAGUUCAGAAGAAUUGUUUUGAAGCAUUUUCACAAAAUAGUCGUUUUUUUUUUCAACACCAACUCCACAAUGGGUUCAAUUAACUUUUUUUUUUUUUGUGGGGUGUUAGUUGAUGGUGAUUCGGGCGUUGUUCAUGAUUGAGUGAAGUUGGAUUCUUU